AUGCUAUUAAGUCACAGUGGACCCGGGAUCAAACGCAUGAAAAACAGUUAUAACUGUCAGAGUUUUCUGGAAACCCCUGAAGGUUUGCGCUACGCUCCAGCCUUUCAGGCUAUCCGAUGGGAGUAUGUCAUCAAUGUGUACAAGACGACUGAGCGGAUGAUGCGCGAUCGCGUCGUCCCCGAAGCUUGGCUCGGCAAAGUGUUUUGCCAGCAAUGGCUUCGUCUCCUGCACACACAUGAGCUGCAGACUCAAUACACCCGUUCCAGCAACAUCGGACACGGCCACAGCAGCAGCACAGGCGCUACUUCCGAUUCGGCUAACAACGCGUCACGUAUUCGCGUCACUCUGACUGGUCGUGAAUCCACACUGCCGAUCCCCGCAGCUGAUGCGUUGCGAGUGGAGGAGCCGGGUCCACGAAGCGACCUACCCGAAGAUGUCUUUUGGGCCACCUCCGAACGGUGCGGUCGUCGGAUGCACAACGGCGAUACGACGUGCAGUUGGCGUUGGACCGGAUUCCACUUCGGAUUCGAUGUCGUUGUUAAGUACAAAAGGAGAACAUUUUCAAUCAUUCGCUUCACCGAGUCACAUUCAACGGAAGGUUCCAUCAGCCACGCACCUCAUCUUCGUCUGAUGAUCUCACUCCGCGUCAAGCCACUGACACCUACGGGCCAUGAGACCACCAACUCUCCCGACGAUCUCGACACUUUAGUCGAUGUAGUUAACGAGCCCGUAGAAAAAUCAGGAGACCAAGAUUCCGAAUCGUGCAUUACCUCUGGCGUUCUGCGGCUCAGUUUGGAGGAGAAUGUGCUCAUCGAUGUACUCCGUCUUCCGGAUCACUUUGUCUUUCCCGCCGUUGUAGCCGCUAACAUACUCCGAUACGACCCGAUCGGCUGGAUUCCGAUCACCAACACCGCUUUUCGUGAGGAUGCUUAAAUGCUGCGCCAACUAUACCUUUCCAUCAGCGCCUGGUGUGAGCGACGCGCGCGUUCUUCCUCUCCCAGUCUUUCAUUCCGUCAAGAUGGAUUACCAAGCGCCGUUCGCGUUGAAUGUGUCUGCGUGUGUGCGCGCGCUUGCUCCAUCUGUGAUUCCUCAUUCGCACGCGUACGCAGCACCAGCCUGACCACGGCCUUAGGAGCACAUGUUUCCGCAUGCUCUGUUGUCGUGCGCCACGACGCAUUUAGCAUCACAUCUUUGAGCACUAUCGAUCUGCAAUUGAAUCUUGCUAUCCACGCUUUGUAAACAAACUAUAUGUAUCACUUCCAUUUCCACGUUCCACAGCGUAUUUAUACUUUUUUUGACUUUGUACACUUUCACUUCUCAGAUGUAACCAGAAUAGUCUGUAGCCUCAGUGCGCGCACACUGUCCUGUUGUUCGCUUCAGUCACAUUGUCUUUCCGCUUUUCCAUCCGGAAGCCGUUUUUUCCCACCAUCACCUUUGUUCCAGUGCUCGACGCAUCUCUUCACUUCUCCUGCUUAUCAUCAGUCUUUUUUCUCUCCCUAAAACAGAGAGUUUUACCCUCCGUUUUCUCUGCGCCCUGUGUUCUACUUUCAACUUUCUCCUCCUUCGUGGAGGUUUUUAUUUUCUCGACCCGAUAGUGUGUUACUUUCUGGUCACUGACACGGCUGUUGUGGUACACAUAUGAUCACUAAAAAGCCGUAUUAGUAAAUG
Molecule: messenger RNA, 1668 nt
Organism: Dicrocoelium dendriticum
Lineage: Eukaryota; Metazoa; Platyhelminthes; Trematoda; Plagiorchiida; Dicrocoeliidae
Source: the annotation of a GenBank genome assembly